Messenger RNA from Amphiprion ocellaris (clown anemonefish), 4436 nucleotides. It is a transcript of the gene sox4b, whose product is annotated as SRY-box transcription factor 4b. Gene Ontology annotation, biological process: cell differentiation; anatomical structure morphogenesis; positive regulation of transcription by RNA polymerase II. Gene Ontology annotation, molecular function: DNA-binding transcription activator activity, RNA polymerase II-specific; RNA polymerase II cis-regulatory region sequence-specific DNA binding. Bases 582 to 1823 code for a protein of 413 amino acids. The record is from RefSeq and is a predicted model, not a curated record. NCBI's taxonomy places the organism in Eukaryota, Metazoa, Chordata, Actinopteri, Pomacentridae. The transcript has a single exon.
GCGAGGGGGGCCGGGUCUGGAGGGCUGGUUAAAACGCGACUGUAGGUCUGCGGAUGGGAGGCGGACAGUGUAACUCGCUCUAGCUGCUUUUUUCCUUCCCCAGCAUGCAUGGCUUUUGUUUCUAGGAGAGCUGAUGCAGAGAAAAGCACUUACCUUACACACUCUGGGAGUCCUUUGCAAGUGCCCAAAACGCAGAGAGUGGCGCCCAGUCUCAGCUGUGUAGACUGUUUCACUGAACUAAUCUUAUAACACAGAAGGAAGAGACUGAGAGCGAUCCCAGGGUGCACAGUGGACAGUGGGCUGCACCGUCCGAGCUGUUUCAACUCCUACAGAAGCUGGAGAUUAAACUUUUACGCAUCCAGCCGUUUGAGGCUCCUCUGGACUGAAGUGUUUCCGAGUUUCCUGCGCAUCUCAGGAGUGAAUUAUUUCUUGCACUGUUUUUUUUUCCUCUCCUCUCAGCUCAGACUGUGAAGAGGGGGAGAAAAGAGCUGAGUUUGCUUUAAAGUGAAUCAGAGGACCACGGAGAGAGGGAGAGAAAGAGCCAGUACAGCCCUCUCCCUCUGUGUGCAGAAGCGGGCAGCAUGGUGCAGAAAAUGAGCCACACAGAGAGCACCGCCGAGGCGCUGUCCUUCUUCGCCGGGGAUUCGAGCUCCGACUCCGGGGCGUGCAUGGACCUGGACCCGGCCGCCUCGCCUCUCUCCCCGGGCUCCACAGCCUCCUCGACCGCCGGCGACAAGUUGGGAGACAACCCGGCGUGGUGUAAAACUCCGAGCGGCCACAUCAAGAGACCCAUGAACGCGUUUAUGGUUUGGUCGCAGAUCGAGAGGAGAAAGAUCAUGGAGCAGUCCCCGGACAUGCACAACGCUGAGAUCUCCAAGCGGCUGGGGAAGCGGUGGAAGCUGCUCAGAGACAGCGACAAGAUCCCCUUCAUCAGAGAGGCGGAGCGGCUCAGGCUCAAGCACAUGGCGGACUAUCCCGACUACAAGUACCGGCCCAGAAAGAAGGUAAAAUCCAGCGCAUCCAAGCCGGGCAGCAGCGGAGACAAGGGAGACAAACUUAGCAGUAGCUCGAACAACACCAGCACCAAGACAUCCUCAUCUUCGAGGAAGAAUGGAUCCAAAUCUACCACCAGCAGCAGCAAACCCCACAAAUCACUUUUCGGGAGCAGUAGCACCAAAGCAUCACUGUUUGCCUCUGAGCACCCGUCAGAGCACCACCACAACUCCCUGUACAAGUCCAAAUCCGUCUCCUCAGCCAAGCAGAUACCGGACGGCAAGAAGCCCAAGCGGGUCUACGUCUUCGGCAGCAGCGGGGCAAGCCUGAGCGUCAGCCCGGCGUCCUCCGUCGUGGUCCCGGCCAGCCCCACGCUCAGCAGCUCGGCGGACUCCAGCGACCCACUGAGCCUGUACGAGGACGCGUCCAGCGGCCGGGAGGAGGGCGCAGACUCCCCGGGCAGCAGCGGCAGCCUGAGCGCGUCUUCGGAGCGCCACGGCGGCCACACGUACAGCAGCCGGCGGACUUCCUCGCCCACUCCCUCCGGCUCCCACUCCUCCGCCUCGUCCCACUCGUCCUCCUCCUCUUCCUCGGAGGACGAAGAGUUCGAGGACGACCUGCUCGACAUCAACCCGAGCCCCAGCUUUGACAGCAUGUCUCUGGGCAGCUUCGGCUCCUCGGUGCUGGACAGGGACUGGGAUUUGAACUUUGAGUCCGGCUCCGGGGGGUCCCACUUCGAGUUCCCCGACUACUGCACGCCCGAAGUCAGCGAGAUGAUCUCCGGGGACUGGCUGGAGUCCACCAUCUCCAACCUGGUGUUCACAUACUGAGGAAGCAAACGGGCGACAGACGACAGGUAACAAUUCCUGCGCGUAAAAAUCUGACCACAAACAGAAACGGGGGUUCCUGCGAGUGUGGGCGCAAUAGUUUGUUCUGACUACAGCAGACUAGUAAAAAGCCACUAAACUAGUCCCCGUCCCUUCCUGCCUCUAGAGGCGAGAGCUACGAGUCCUUGGAAAGCUCAACUUUAAAGCGAAUAACUUGCUUUUUGUCCUUUUCUUCGGAUGAGUGGACUGUGGGACUCGGUACCGGUGGAGGAACCAGAGGAGGAGCAGACUGACUCAGUCCUGGACUGUUUGAACUUUACUGUGAUUGAUUUGCACGUUACGCGGUCCGCCGUUCACUUAAUCAAUGUUGUUGCUGAAUUUUUAAAAAAAGGGACAUUUCACAACGUUUUACCAAUCGCCAAGUGAACUUCACCACUAAAAGGUACAGAAAUAGGACUGACUGCCGUGCAACGUUUUUAUUGUGGUGUGUCACCGAGAGGGAUUUUUUAAAAUGAGACCGAGGUGGGUUGAUGUUUUUGUUUUUUAAAGUUGGAUAUUUUUCUCAAAAGCAAAAAACCUGUUAAGCAUGAUAGCCUACUUUGUUUCCUAUCUUGUGCUGAGAUUUUCUGUAAGACUGUCGAGCAGUUCAACUAGUAUUAGGGUUAUUUAAAUGGAUAGGUGGCGCUCGCUUCGGUUCUUCUCUAUAAGGAAAAAAAAGGACAUUGAAAUAAUCACCAGCUGUCGUAAUUUUUCAGACUUCAGGACUCAAACGCAACUUCAAAUCUGUGCUGAACUUUAUACACGUGUUCUCUGAUUCAGGACCAAAAUUCUUUAAUUUUAGAUGAUAGCUAUAGAGAAAUCCUCACCGAUUUUUUUGUUGUUUUUCAUCCUCUGAGCUUUGUUUUGUACAUGUAUUCAGAUGCCAUUUUAUAUGGGAUGUUGUAUUUAUAUACUGGGCCAAGCAUUUUUAACUUUAUCAUUUUUUUAUUUUCGUUUUUAUUUCUUGUACACACGAUCUAGUCCAUUUCUUUUUCUAACACGGUUGUUUGUCAGUAUGUCUGUCACAUUUCCUUCUCAGGCGAAGGGCUAGAGUUUUAAAAACACAACUUUUUUGAUUUCUUUUUUAUAUUUAAAUGUACACACUUUUGGACACUUAAAAGAGAGGAAACAGUUUGAUUAUUUUCUCAGUGUAUUUUUGUACAAAUCUAUAUAGAAAAAUGGGGAAGUCAACAAUCGGUGUGUGUAGCCUACUAAUACAGCUGUAUUGGAUUUCCUAAUUUUUAAUACCCCCGGCAGACUGGUUUUCAUGCUGCCUUCAAGUGCUCAUGACAAGCUCGUAUUUCUAAGUUUCUGCAGACUGUUGAAAUGCUUUUGCAGGGACAGGCAGCAGAACAGACCUUAUAAACACUGUGGUGCCUGUUGUUUGAUUUUUAGCAGUUAGAGGCACCAAAUUUUGUACUUUUAGUGAUGGAGCAGAACAUGAACCAGGUGUGCAAUUCGUGUUUUACGUCACCAAAACAGCCAAACUUUGUCACUUCUACCAGCAAAUACUUGUAACACUUAUCUGACACCCAACCCCCCCGAAUCUACCCUGAAUAUUGGCAGUGCAGGAGUAACGCACACUGCAAUUUGGAUUUUUCCCGACAGCACUUGAAAGCAGCACCAGUCUUGUAUCAGCCUACCUUCUACGUUUACAGUGCCAGACUGCAGGCUUCUUAAAGACACAGGAGGCUUUAUUUCCAGGGGCUGUUCCUGUACACCACGUGGGUUUAGCAACAGCAUCACUGUCUCCAGCAGCCACUUGUUUUUGGUUUUGCAUUUCCCGUCAAGUAUCUUGCCUAUGACAACAAUGAGGAGAUUGUAGCUUUAAAUUUGACGUACUUCUUGAUGUUUUCAUUAACUGAUGUCACAUUUGCCAAUCAGCCACUGGAUCCAACAGGUUCUCAACACAACAGCAAAGCAAACAGCAAAAGGAUGACAACAUCAAGCAUAUUCAAAUUUUUGAUUUGAGUUCCGCAACACCUACUUGUACUGCGUUUCUCAUUGUAUUUGAAUAUAUAAUCUUUUCUACUUGUCGGCUAACUAUUAGCUAAUAAUUGUUUUAGUAUCUUUAUGGCAUGGUGAAUAGCAUUUGUAUUUCAGAUUCAGGUUAUUAGCUGUUGUGUUUUUCAGAAAAAAAUGAAAAAAUGAGCAAAAACGAUGAAACGUGAACUCGAUCUUUGUAUAUUUGACUGUAUCAUAAAGCAAAAAGAUUGUGUGUUUAUGUACGUUGUUGCUAUUGAGGACAGGCACUGUCUAGAACUGCUAUCUUUUACACAUCCUUACUUACAUUUAAGGUGGUCAGUUCAGACUGUUUUUUAUAUAUAUAUGAAAGCAUUUUUAAAUAUAUUAACUUUAUUUUUCAUCCAUCCUGUGCAAUAUGCUGUGUAGAAUUAUCAUUUAUUGUCUCUAAUCAUGCCAUAAACAAAAGAAACCGCCCUUUUUCUGAGACCCAGAGAGAGGAUGGGGAACUCAUGCCAGCUAAAUUGUGUCCAUUCACUGCCUGUCAGAUUGUUGAUACAAACUUGUGUACAGAACUUUUUCAAGGAAGGAAAUAAAUAUCAGCUGGAACUGAAA